GUCUCAGGCUCUAGUUGAUCAUUUUUGUCUUUGCUUAAUGGACUUUAGCUCCUUUGUACAUCUCUGGGACUGUGUGUGAGUACCAUGUGCCUUACUUUUACAAUAAAAUCAAGCUGCUUUCUUUGACUGUCCCUCCAGAUUUACAUACCAGAGCUGUUGUCAAGCACUAGUUGAAUCCAUGACAUAAGCAGAAAGGAGGAGUGAAACUAACUAAAGAGACCAAUCACAUGACUAAAGAGGUGUUGAACACCAGAGCAGGCAGGAGAGCGUUGUCACCGUUGUCAGCUUCAGUCUGUGGCUGGUGGCUUGCCAACACCUCUCAUUAUAUUUGAAACUGCACACCAGAUCCACCUUUGCUAACUCAGAAGGAGUAAUUAGCAAGUAAUCUCCACUUUAGGCACAGCAGGAGCGCUUGUUUUUGAUCAGCAUGAAGGAAAUACCUGCUGGGUGGGAGGGGUUAGUCAGGUAAACUGCCACAGUGUUAAAAGUGUGCAACCGAGGAGAAAUGUUUUUCUAUUCCCUGUAGCAGUUAGGAGACGGCUGGAGGACGAGGGACGCGUUCCAAUAUGGGCUCUGAAGAUGAAUUCUCUGGUGAGUGGACAGAUGGAUGUGUCAAAACCAGAGACAGUGAUUGGACAACUACAAAAGAGAGAACCAGUUUGGGAGAAUACAACCAACUGCCUCUGCAGGACAGUUUGGAGGCCUCAGCUGCGGACACCGCACAGCUCCGUCCUCUGAUGGAGACAAAGCUUUACAAGCGGCGAUGGGUCAUGCUCUUCAUCUUCAGCGCCUACUCCAUGAGCAACGCCUUCAUGUGGCUGCAGUACAGCAUCAUCAGCAACAUCUUCAUGCGCUUCUAUAACAUCGACAGCAUGGCCAUCGACUGGCUCUCCAUGAUCUACUUCCUCACCUACAUCCCCUUCAUCCUGCCCGUCAUCUGGCUGCUCGACAACCGGGGCAUGAGGGAUGUGGUUGUGGUCGGCUCGGCCUUCAACUGCAUCGGCGCUUGGAUCAAGACGAGCACAGCCCACCCGAGCAUGUUCGCCAUGACCUUCUUCGGACAGUUUGUGUGUUCAGUGUCAACCGUUUAUCUCCUGGGGAUCCCAUCCAAACUUGCUUCCCUGUGGUUUGGGCAGCAGGAGGUAUCUACCGCCUGUGCCAUUGGAGUUCUGGGGAGCCAGCUGGGUAUUGCCAUUGGGUUCUUGAUCCCACCUAUCCUUGUGCCUAAUGUGGACGACAUGGAUGAGUUAGCACAACACAUCAGAAUCAUGUUCUACAUCAGUGCAGGAGUGGCCACCGUCAUCUUCAUCCUUGUCAUCAUCGUGUUUCAGGAGCGACCAGAGAUCCCUCCCACUCAGGCCCAGGCUCAGGCCAGGAACAUCCCCCCUGAGGACUACUCGUACAUGGCUUCUAUCUUGAGACUGCUGACUAACAAACCGUUCAUGCUCCUGGUGGUCAGCUAUGGUCUGAACGUUGGCUGCUUCUAUGCUGUUUCAACACUGUUGAACCGGAUGAUCAUUGAACAGUAUCCUGGUGAAGAGGUGAAUGCUGGGAGAAUUGGUCUGACAAUAGUCAUUGCUGGCAUGGUAGGGUCGCUCAUAUGUGGACUUUGGCUGGACAAGACCAAAACCUACAAACAAACCACCUUGGGCAUUUAUCUCCUCUCUCUCAUUGGGAUGCUGGUCUACGCCGUCACCCUCAACCUGGGUCACCUGUGGUUGGUGUUCAUCAUGGCAGGACUUUUAGGCUUCUUCAUGACAGGAUAUCUCCCCCUGGGCUUUGAAUUUGCCGUAGAGCUCACCUAUCCAGAAUCAGAGGGAACCUCAUCGGGGCUGCUUAACUGUUCAGCUCAGAUCUUUGGAAUCAUUUUCACCAUCGCUCAGGGGAAGAUUAUUGAUAAAUGGGGUACUUUAGCUGGAAACAUCUUCCUGUGCAUCUUUCUGCUGAUAGGAUCAGUAAUGACAGGAUUCAUCAAAUCUGACCUCAGGCGACAGAAGGCCAACCUGCAGGCUGAGGUGCAGACAGCGAGUCCUACAGACUCUGUGUCGUCGGUACAGGACUAUGGCGCCACAACGUGCAGUGCCACCUGGCAACGGGAGUCUUGACAUAAACCCACAAGCUCACUAAAACCAAAACACACCUGGGAAGGUAGGGGAACAAACACUCUGCAGUAGUUAAACUAUAUACACACAUAUAAAGGACAAGGGCACAAUUUACAUUAACACACUUUUUUCUCAAAGUGCCACAGAACCUGUUGCCAUGGUUUUAAAUAGUUACAAAGCACAAUGGGUUUGAAUUUACAAAACAAAUAUUUAUUAAUUGACAGGCAUUAUGUUCAUUUCUACUAAAAAGAGUUCAAUUGUAUUUCAGUUCAUAACAAGGUUUUCAGUAAGAGCAUCACUUGCUUUUACUGUGGAAUAAAACAUGAUCCGUCGACAAGAAUCAAAAUUUGUUUCAGUCUAUUUCAUAACCAGGUAAAAUUCCUCACAGGAGCUUUCAAGAUAAAAUUAGUUUUAAAAAAAUGUUUCUAGCAGUUUCAAGUUAUUUUGUUUCAAAGCUUUUUUGCAUUGAUCAAAAAAACUUUUUUAACAGAUCAUUUGACAUUUGUGAUGAAUGACAGUAAGAACUGUGAAAGGGAAUAGGAUGUUAUUGAAUUUUGGUCCGCGUUAUUGUUUUGUUGUCUUUCUGAACUCUGUGAUAAAUUAACAUUUUUGUGUCCUUUUAUUAAAGAAAAUGUAUCCAUUUGUUGAACAGUAGGUUUUUAUAAUCUUUUUUUUUUUUGUCUUAUGUCCUUUACAGACAAAACCAGCUGAAGUAGAAGGAGGCGUCUCUGCACCUGUAACCCUGAAUGAGAGGAAGUUCUGAGGACACUACCUCACUCACAGAUAAAAAAAAAAAAAAUCCAAACACUGACACGUCAAUGAACAUACAUGUGCAAAUAGAAGCUGCUGUGAAGACUGAGCACAUGAGACUGAGUUCAUACUGAGCAGCGAUCUGUGAGGCUUUAAAUGUACUGUACAACUCGCCUCUCUGGCAUUAACACCAGAGAGACAGACUGAUAUCCCAAGUGCAAUUUAACUCAUCCCAAAGCAAGCACAAGUCAAUCAUGCAUAAGGGAAACACACUUGGAACUACACAAGUUCUAAAACAACAUAUUUCGUAAAUGUUUAUUUUAUUAUUUUAUUUAAUGUAGACAUUUGAUACGUUUUAGUGCUGUGCAGCUGUCUUCACACUGACUCCAAAUGACCACACUCAAUAACUGAAAUGGACUUUUCCCAAGAUUUUUCCAACCUACUCUGAUUACUGUUGAUAGAGUGUUCUUGAAAUGAAUUAGCAAUAUUUAAAUUCCUAUUAGUGGACCAAUAUUUUGUGUAACUGGCCUCUGUCGUUUCAUUGCUUGAAGGAGCAAGUCUAACGCAGACUGUCGAGUGUGACCGGUCAUGGUUUUCAUGAUCCGGAUCUCGUGGACGUUUUUACUCUGUGAACUGCUGAUUUUAAAUAUGAACGAUGAUAUGCAUCAGAUCACAAUUUUGAAGGUCGGUUAUGUCCUUGUAAGACUGUAAGGGAUCUUUAGUGGAUCAACACAAUGUCAGUGUCUGGAAUAUUAAGCAUAUCAGAACAACACAAACGUGAUUAAAGGAUCAGGCCAAGCAUGCUCUGAUCAUCAUUUUGCACAAUCAAAUGUUUUUGAUGCAUUAUCCUCUUUGAUGGUAAAGUUGUUACUGAGAAAUGUAGUUCAUGCUGUGUUCAAUGUUUUGCUUGAUGUGGCUAGUUCCUGUUUUAUUUUGAUUUAUGUGAUUUAAAGAGGUGCCAUAUUUUCCGUGGCAUCUUUAGAACAUUUUACUGUGCUGUUAAAAAGGUUUCUACACACUUAAGAGUUUAUAAAGAAGUUCACGCUGCAGUGAGAUUUCUUUUAGGCUGCAUAGAGAUGAAUGUUUUAUUUCUUCUUGAAUUUUACAGUGAAGAGAAAAUGAGUCAAGUAUUUAAAAAGACAACAUUAAAAACAGGAUUCUUCUGGAGUUUGUUUGCUCCAUAUUUUACUGGAUGGCCUAAAAUAUUUGAACUGUAUCUUUGGAUAAAAAGAGUGCCAAAAAUUUUUUAUUAAAAAAAUGUUUAAUAGCACAAUGUGCACUUCUUAACUGCUUUUGAAUCUAUCCUAAACCAAAUCCAGAGUUUUAAGACAGAAAUCAUGUAGUAAAACAUCUUACUUUAACCCAAAUAUGAGAACUGAGCAGCAUAGAAUAACAACCUUUUUUUCUAAUAUGGUGCAUAACACUCAUCUACACCAAUGAAAUAUAAAAUGUCUCACAACCUGUUUACAACGUUGAUAAAUACGUCAAAAAUCACAUCACUAAAUAAAACUUUUAUGGAACAAUAAUUGUGCGUCAUCUUAAAGGGUUUACAAACUUUUUACAGCACAGAUCAAACAUGAAAAGAAUUUGCUGAGAGAUGUGAGUCUUUGUAAUGAAGAGCAUAGUUUUAUACUGUAAAGUUGUCAGAGUUCUUAAGAAAAUCAUGAAUAAAAUUAAGUAUAUGAA
Messenger RNA from Labrus mixtus (cuckoo wrasse), 4538 nucleotides. It is a transcript of the gene flvcr2a, whose product is annotated as FLVCR choline and putative heme transporter 2a. Gene Ontology annotation, molecular function: heme binding; heme transmembrane transporter activity. The record is from RefSeq and is a predicted model, not a curated record. The coding region runs from base 567 to 2105 and encodes 512 amino acids. NCBI's taxonomy places the organism in Eukaryota, Metazoa, Chordata, Actinopteri, Labriformes, Labridae. Gene Ontology annotation, cellular component: membrane. Gene Ontology annotation, biological process: heme export; transmembrane transport. The transcript is spliced from 10 exons.